ACUUUACGAUUUUCAGACAUUAGGCAACAUGGCGCAGAGCUUCGUAUAAGCAUGCGGAUAAUGUUGAAAUUUGAGCUUAUAAAAUUGAAUUUUCACAUUUUUAAGUGAUUUAUUUGUAUUCCUGAAUACUAAUGGCAUCUUUGCAGUAUGUAGUUCAUCCUCUGCCUGGAAGUGAUGAACAAUUUAAUGACAGAUUGAAAGAUGUAGCUGACCGAAUAAACCGCUUAGGACUCAAUUCUCAUUCUGGUCUUUCAUGCCUAAGAUCAGGAAUUAAGAAAAUAUGUAUUGGCCCUUCACAUAUAGGUCUUUUAUUAGAUGAUGGAAAAGUUUGUCGGUUAUCAUAUAAUGUUUUAUCCGAUAGAUUGGACUUGACUAAAAAUGAUAGUAACAAAAGCAGUGGAGGUACAGGAACCGGUGGCUCAGGUGGUGCAGGGGGACAAGGAAGUGGAGGUUCGAACAAACCACCUAGCACUGGAAGGGGUAUGCGAACUAGAGCCAGAAUAAUGCGUUCGAAUACUGCUAUUCGUGGUGCUAAUAAUAGCGGGAGCCGUAGCGCACCUGUUAUAAUAGGGACCAGUACAUCUAGCAGUGGUCGUCCUCUAGUUACUGUACCUGCUCCUUACGUUCCUGAAGAAUUAGUAUCUCAGGCACAGGUUGUAUUACAGGGAAAGAGUAGAAAUCUAAUUAUACGAGAACUACAGAGAACUAAUCUUGACGUGAACCUUGCUGUGAACAAUCUACUAUCGAGAGAUGAUGAAGAAGGUGAAGAGGGCGAUGAUGCUACAGACUCUUACGUUCCAGAAGAUCUUAUAUCAUUACUAGACGGUGGUUUCCAUCCUGACCAUUCUGUAAUUAUUGAUGCUGAUGCUAUGUUCUCUGAGGAUAUGUUUGGAUAUUCUGGCAUUAGGAACUUCCUUAACAGUCGUGGCAGCAGCAGAGGUAGGUUAGCAGACCGUGAUGCCCCUUUAUCAAAUAGCGGAGGUUCUGAUCGAGAUAGAGAAAAUUUUUCCCGUUGGCGUGAUAGACAAUAUUGUGGACCAAGAAGAUGGUUAGAGACAGCGCUAAGAGACAAUCCAUACGAGAAAGAUUCAGAGCACAAAAAGAAGGAUAAUGCUUGUCCCUUAUGGUUGUCUGAUGAUCUGGAAUUUUGGCCGGAACCUGCACCGAAGUUCAUCCAAAUUGCAUCUCUUCAUAGUGAACUUGUAGCUUUAUCAUCAAAUGGUCAAGUGUAUCAAUGGAGAUGGCACGAUCCGGAACCGUAUAAACAUCCUGAGAACCCAUAUAUUCACCAUCCAAAAACAAUUCCUAUGGCUUUAACCAGCGAAAAAGUUGUGCAAUUAUCUGCCUGUUCCACACGAUGUUCAGUAUCCACCGAAUCUGGAAAAACAGCAACAUGGCUCGAUGAAACUCUCAUUUCUGCUUCCUCGAAACUAGAACAUCCAGCCCAGGCCUUCAGCGAAUUUCAGAAUGACCGCAUAAUAUCACUACAUACAUGUACUCUUUACACCGUUGCCAGAUGUGAGAGUGGUGCGUUGUAUUGGUGGGGAGUGCUACCAUUUUCACAAAGGAAAAGGCUAUGGGAAAAAUUUAGAGCAAAAUGUCGAAAACAACGCCCAUCGAACAGUCAAUCCGAUAUAAUAACCGGAUCACAAGUUUGCAUGAAAAACAGUCCGAUGUAUCAACCCGGAGCAAUUGGUUUUACAGUAGCAGCUGGCAGUCCGAAAGUGGGACAACUUCAAAACGCAGCAUGGACUCUGAACGAUACCUGCACUUUCAAAAUUCUGCACAAUCAACCGACGAGCGCUGGAGCAAGCGAUAAAGCGACUAGAGAAACUUCCACACCUUCAAGUAGCAGCAUAGCAAGUGCCACUAAAUCAAACACGAACAAGGAGAACACAGACAGGCUUGACAUGCCCCCACCUCCAUCUCCUGCCUCAAGUACUUGCAGUGACACAGGAAGUAUCUCUAAUAGCCAUAAAAGACAGAAACGUACUACACCGUGUGGAUCUGAUUCUAAUAACGAAGUGAAAAAAGACGAAGAAGAAUGGCAAUUAAGAGAUGUCAUUUUUGUGGAAGAUGUCAGGAGUGUCCCGACAGGACGAGUUUUGAAAGUUGAUGGUUCUUAUGCCGCCGUAAGGUUUCCAUCUGUUCACAAUAAGGAGCGAGAAAGAGAUCCUAAAGAAUUGGACGACAUUUUUCAAGACUGCAGAUUGAUGAGAAAAGAUGAUCUACAAGUGAUCAAAUCUGGGUCGACGUCUAGGGCUCCAGAUUGCUUUCAGAAGACUCCUCGUAGGGUACAAAUUUCUGAUAAUGGUUCACAAAUUUUGACGAUUGCGGUAGAUCCCCAAGGAAUUCAUGCCGUUGUCCGUAAUGGUGUCAAGUUGAGCUAUAUUAUGUACAAUAUUAGCAGCGGUCGAGUUGAGCUAGAUAACGCGUUCCCAAGUGACACAGCAUCGUUUAUGGGACUUUAUCCAUCUUUGAUAAAUCUCAACUGCGCAGGAGAGAGCUCCGAAACAGUAUUAAUCUUGAGAGACGGUAAUAACACCAUUUACCCACUAGCGAAAGACUGUGCCGAAGCUAUCAAAGAUCCACAGUGCUUAGAUCUACCGCCUGUUAAAUGUGUUGCAGCAAGUACUUUGUCCCUUCCUGGUACUUCUAUGAAUAUGAAGAACCAAGUGGCAGUUAUAGUUUUCGCUUUGGAGCAUCAAUUACUCCUUCCGAAAAUCCUUAGGUGCGAUCUGGAGGCAGUCCUACAAAUUCUAGCCCAAUUGGACUCUGAUAUUAAGGGGAAUGCUAAUACUGUAGCUUCGAUAUUGAGUGAGAGAUGUGAUGGUAAUAGAAAUAUAUUCCAUGCGGUCGUUAAUAUGUGUACCCCCAUUUCUAACAAAGAUGUAGAUAACGAUAACGCUCGCUCUACAACAAACACCAAUCCUGGCGGACUAGAUUGUAUGAUUCCUGCCGGCUCGAGCGCACGAAAUGCUCCACAUCCCUCUUCAUCGGCCGUGAGCCUUAGAGACAUGAUGAGAAGGGCAGCCAGAGCAGCCGAACCUAUCAACAAUCCCGCCAAUGCCCCUGUCGAUCAGCAGCAUGGAGGUGCUUCAUACGCUCAGGGAGAAUCUAUUCCGACGCACAGUUGGCCGCCGGAAUCCUUCGAUCCCCUGUCCUUGAUGCCUUCAGAAGACGAGGACAGUAUCUUAGGUUCCAACGGCCAAAAUAAGGCCAACACGUUGCCACCGACCGGUCAAACUUCCAACACUUUUGUUGUAGAGCCUGCCGAGAGAAGAGCCAAUGCUCUUCAAAUUUUAAACGCACUCCUCAACGAAUGUGCAGCAUUAGAACCCCAUAUUGUCGAAUUGCUGUCUGCCAAAGAUGCACAAGGACAGACUCCUUUCAUGCUUGCCGUAUCAUCCAGAAGUUACCCAGCUGCUCUGAAUAUAUUUGAACGAAUAAAGAAGUAUCCCAAUGUGCAAGAGAGAAAUGAAAUGAUAUUUCCCAAAGGAUCGAAUGCGGAUCAUUCACCGUUACAUGUGUUGUGUUGCAACGACACAUGCAGCUUUACUUGGACUGGAGCAGAACAUAUAAACCAAGAUAUUUUCGAAUGCAGAACUUGCGGUUUGACUGGUACUCUGUGUUGUUGCACAGAGUGUGCAAGGGUAUGCCAUAAAGGUCACGACUGCAAACUUAAAAGGACUUCCCCUACUGCUUAUUGUGACUGUUGGGAGAAAUGUAAAUGCAAAGCUUUGAUAAUGGGGAACCAGACGGGAAGGUUUGAGUUACUUCAAAAAUUGGUGAAGGAGACAAAUUUAGUUUGUCAGCCAAAUUCAAGAGGUGAAAGCAUACUUCUUUUCCUAGUUCAAACUGUCGGUCGCCAGAAUCAGGAACAAAGACAAUUUAGACAUUCUAGACCAAGAGCUCCCUCGUCGAAUUCUAGAAAUAAAACUCCAUCAUCAGACAUUGAGUCAGACAUGCCCGAGCAUGAUUUAGAACCACCGAGAUUUAGCAGGAGAGCUCUUGAAUGUCUCCUGAGCGACUGGAAGGCGGUCAAGAGUAUGAUAAUGUCGGGAAUGAAAGAAACGGCAGAAAAUCCCUACUCGGACCAGCCUUAUGUAGCUGGACAAAGUGGAACCACUCUCUUGGAUAAGUUUUCUCAUUGCUUCCUUGUCAAAUGUCAAAUGGUGAUAGAUAUUCUCCUUGAAACUCUCAUCAAGGAAAUGAAGAAUCCAGAUGCCAAACAAGCAGAAAUAGCUACCUUUGUUGCCAGAAGAUUUGUUAGAUCGGUAGUGAGGAUUUACGUUAUAUUUUGUAUAGAAGUAGCUCCUAAUUCUACGAAAAGACGAAGCCUCAGCAACCAAAAUCAGCCCCUUAGUAAAUGUCGUAGGGUAUUUCAGUCACUGAUGAAAUUGUCAAUUGAAGAGUUAUGCGAAACGGCAGAUUCUCUCAUUGCCCCUGUGAGGUUAGGUGUCGCCAGACCAACAGCACCUUUUUCUUUGGCUACAUCAGCCAAUGACAUUUUGAAUGGUUCUCAAGAAUUGUUUUUAGUUGAUCCAUUAGCACCAUCAUCUUCUCGAAUCUUAAGUAGACAUACAACCAACGAAUUAUUCCCUAGAGUGGCAGCUGCUGCAAGAGAUCUUAUAAGUGAUGUCAACGAUGGGGAAAGCAUGGCAAUCGAUAACGACGAUGAUAACGCUUCGGAACAUGAGGACGCAUCUGCAGAUCGUAUCCUUCCUUUGCCUACCCGUCAGGGAUCUAUGAAUGAGAACGAUCAAGACCAUCAGGCCGCAGACGGUCAGGAGAAUCGCAUCCAAGGGGAAGAGAGCGACCCUGAAUUGGACCUUCUGGCAGAAACCGAAUCUGAUAGUGACGAUAACCAGAGCAAUCAGGAUGCGGCCUCUGCGCAGAGAUCGGUGCAAACCGGAGCUACGGCUGGAUCCGAUACAGGGUUGCUGCUCUUUCCUGAAGAUGAUAGUGCUGAAUCCAGUCAGCAGGAAGAAGAAGAAAGUGAAACUGGCGAAACUGACGAACAGGACACUGAAGACUAUACCCUCAAUGACGAUCAACUCGAAAGAAGAAGAAGCCGUUACAGCAAUGCUGCGGGUCAUGGCCAGCGAGCUAAUCUGGCACCGCAAAAUAUGCAAUGGGCUAUACGUAAUAGGGAAACUAGUCGGUCGACCGGAGUCAGAAUUGCUGGUGGCACAAACCUUUUGUAUAUUGAUCCAAGCUCCUUGCGAAGGUCAACAGCGGCAGGUUCUUCUAGUAGCACAGAUACGAUUACAAUGUCCACCACUGCGAGUUGCCUGGCAAGGGCAUUCGGUAUCGUUAUUCGUCAAAUAGCAGAUCUUUUAUCAACGAUGCCAAAUAUGUCUCAAAUAUUGACAACACCAGUUACUCACAUGGAGGUGUCGCAAGAUGACAUCUAUAAUGUCCAGAUAUACUUAGAGUUCCGUUUGAAAGCCACUUGGGACUGGCUUCUAACGGUUAUGGACGCAACUGAGGCUCAGCUCAAAUUUGGUGCUUCUUUAACUAAUUCAUUGGAUCUUCCAAGUACUAGCCACUCUGUAGGCCCGCCCGCCAGUGCCAGCGUGAAUAUGACAUCAAGUUCUAAUCUUAGAGCCAGAAACCAUUCCAAUUCGAAUGGAACAGGAACCACUGGUUCGAGGAUUGUUGGCUUUGCGAAUGUUGAAAGUAGAUCCCGCCCUGAAAGAGAUGGUGUUGAUGCUCAUGCUGCCCGAAGAGAAUUUUUGUCCUAUUGUUUAUCGUUAAUGAGGUCCCACAACAACGAGCAUUUAGACUCUCUACCCGUGUUGGACGUUUCGGCAUUAAAACAUGUCGCAUAUGUUUUCGAUGCUCUGAUUUACUUCAUGAGAUCUGGUUCGUCAGAAGCUGUCGAUACCGAUUUGAGAAGGGAAGGCUUGCCAUUGGCGUCGUGGAAUGAUCAGGAUGAGAAUGAAAACGAAGACGGAGAAGAGGAAUUAACAGUUGCCAUCGACACCGAGUCUUUAGAUGAUCAGGAAAUGAGUAACUUGGCAAAUAUUACUAACAAUCUGUCCAAUUCUUUCCAAGGCACCUCUGGAAAAGGGCGUAAGCACCCUUUCUUUCAGAGGUCCGAAUCCACUCUUUGUCUUGGCUGUCCUCCUCCAGAUCCCUUCGAUACACCAAUGGCUGAAGCUUUACCAUUGGCCGAUCAGCCUCAUCUGUUACAACCGAACGCCAGACGGGAAGAUCUUUUCGGUAUGCCUAAGCAAGUAGUCACCCUAAAUUCUACAACAAUAAACUCUGACAAUCCUUUGGAGUCGCUGCCGACGAAAUUGAGUCUGUCGACACGUACAAGUGAAUUCGCCAUGAGUCAGCCGGCCAGAGCGAAUCAUCCAAUCGCGCAAAAUCUGAACGUUAUGGGGCCCAAUCCCCUAUUUUACCCGCAAAAUUUCAUGGGAGAUGAACCGAUGGACGUUGAUAGGUCUACGACAACAAGGGACGUUCAGACCGAUGAGACAAUGGAUGAACCGAAGGCGAUGGAACCAUUUCAAAGUUUAUUGGAUGCUGUUAAAAAUGAGACAGGUGACUUGGAGGAAACACCGCAAGAUUUGUCCUGCAAUCGUGAAAAUGUAGAUUUUGGAAUGUCUAGAUCGAAGGCGUUGCUGCUAACCCCCAAAGAUUCAACUGAGCAAAUGGACAUUCCCACAUCGAGGCCACAAAUAAUAAUGUCACCCAAGAAAACGUCAGGUGAUAUGUCAAGUUUGGACCAGAUCCCACUCCCAGGAAAUUCAUCUUCUUUAUCAUUUGUUAUACCCGGCAAUUCAGAUAAUUCUGAAGAUUUUAAUAUGCAAUGUUCGUCCGAUAACCAAUAUUCAGAUUCACAAAUCCAAUCGACUAGUAGUUCUUCUAGAAGUCCUAAUACAAGUGUCAUUGUUAGAGUGGGAUCGUCAACAAACCAAAAAAUGGGUGUAGAUGUGAUAAUGUCGGUGGACAAUCAGCAGACGGAGACCUUGGAACAUCAGGAGAUAUCGGCUAAUGUCACAGUUGUGACGACUCCCAGCGUAAAUCCUGAGAUUCCUAGACCUACCAUAGGACAGUCUGUGUCCCACGAUUUAUUACUUGGCCGAUGGAGACUUUCUCUGGAUUUAUUCGGGAGGGUCUUCAUGGAAGAUGUGGGUUUGGAGCCAGGCUCUGUAGUCUCAGAACUUGGAGGCUUUCCAGUUAAAGAGGCCAAAUUCAGAAGAGAUAUGGAGAAAUUGAGAAAUAAUCAGCAGAGAGAUUUAAGUUUGUCGAAAAUGGAAAGGGAAAGAACACCACUCCUUGUACAGACUUUCAAAGAGCUUAAUACCCAAUUCAACAACUAUAAUAGGCGAACUUCAUCUUCACCCCCUUUAGCUGUCAAUAGAGUUAAGGUGACGUUCAAAGAAGAACCAGGUGAAGGAUCUGGAGUAGCGCGUAGUUUUUAUACGGCUAUUGCAGAAGCCAUAUUAUCGCAAGAAAAAUUGCCAAAUCUUGAAAGUGCUCAAGUCGAUAACAAAUACUCUCAAUAUAGUGUGUUGCAGAGGCUACGGAGAGAUAGAGAUGUAUUGAGAAGAACUGCACAACUUAGAGGUUCCAAUAGAGUAAUCAGAGACAACCAACGUAGAGCAUUGAGCAUCGAUGCAAGACCGUUUGUGCCUAUAGAACCAGUUCCUGAUGCACCCUCCAUGCCUGACAUAUCUGGACCUCCACCGGGAUCUUCAAAUAAUUCUUCUAACUCUAAUGCAGCUCCAAGAAAUGAACAUUUGACGGGUCAUCAGCAACAACUUGGAGAUAGAUUAUAUCCUAAGGUUCAUAGCUUACAUCCCACAUUUGCUAAUCGAAUAACAGGUAUGCUUUUGGAACUUUCACCCGCCCAACUUCUUCUCCUACUAGCUUCUGAAGAAUCCUUAAGAGCUAAAGUGGAAGAAGCUGUGGAAUUGCUAAUAGCUGAUAGUCAAGCUCGUCGUCAACCGCAUGAGCAAUUGUGUGAUGAACUCUUAGAUUUAGAUGUGUUUUCUCUAACAGAUAGGAACAGGAAAAGUGGACAGAGUAGUGGAACAGAAAAUGCCACCAAUGAGGAUACGGUGCAAGACGAUGAAGACAAUGCUCCUCUCUUCUACUGUCCCGGCAACCGGGGUUUUUAUGCUCCCAGACAGGGAAAACCAUCUUUCGAAAGAUUGAAUGCUUUUAGGAAUGUAGGAAGAUUGCUCGGGUUAUGUCUUUUACAGAAUGAACUAUGCCCCAUCUUCCUCACCAGGCAUGUUUUGAAAAGUAUCCUAGGAAGACCAAUCAAAUUCCAUGAUCUAGCAUUUUUCGAUCCAACCGUUUAUGAAUCGUUACGACAACUUGUGGUCGAUGCAGAGUCGAAAGAUAACAAUGGAUAUUUCUCAGCUUUAGACCUCAACUUUAUAAUGGACCUGAGUCCCGAAGAAGGCGGUGGAACAAUUGAGUUGAUGCAAGGUGGGAAAGACAUUGAAGUAACUAAUAGUAACAUAUAUGACUAUGUCAGAAAGUAUUCCAAAUAUCGUAUGAUCAAAGUUCAAGACAAGGCACUAGAGGCAAUCCGAACUGGAGUGUUUGAUGUUUUACCCGAGGGAGCCUUAGACGGGCUUACAGCCGAAGAUUUGAGACUCCUUUUAAACGGUGUAGGUGAUAUAAACGUGUCUGUACUCAUAUCUUACACCUCUUUCAAUGACGAAUCUGGAGAGAACAGUGACCGACUGGUGAAAUUCAAAAGGUGGCUCUGGUCAAUUGUGGAAAAAAUGUCCCAUUUAGAACGACAAGAUCUGGUAUAUUUCUGGACUGGUUCUCCUGCACUUCCAGCUAGCGAAGACGGUUUUCAGCCUAUGCCAUCAGUAACAAUAAGGCCAGCUGAUGAUGCCCAUUUACCCACCGCAAAUACUUGUAUUUCUAGGUUAUACAUACCCUUGUACAGCAGUCGAACUGUGCUCAGACAAAAACUGCUAUUAGCUAUCAAAACUAAAAACUUUGGAUUUGUGUGAAAACAUUAGACAAACAUCCAAGUUUCUAAUUUUCAUCAUUUCCGAUGGCCGAGUUGAAGUUGGCAUAUUUCAUUUCUUUGCUUACUUUCAAGAGGAAUGUAGGUUUUUUUUGUAAUUGUGAUGGAUGUUAUAUAAAACUAUUUUAUGUAAUAAAAUCAAUAAAGUGAUAUAGGUAUGUAAAUAAUGUGUACUAUUAUAAAAAUGUAUUAGAAAACGUAAGGGGUGCUUUAAAUUCGAAUUUUCAAAAGUAUUUCAUGUUUUUAUACCCUUUUUGUGAUUUGUUUCAAAAAUUAUAUGUUAAGUUUUAUUACUAAGAGAAAUAUUUUUGGAAAUUUUCAGGAAUAUUGGGAAACUUCAAUUUUUCAAAUAAAAAUAAUGAUUUAACUAUUUUCAGUUAUAUGAAUGUAAAUACAGCUUUAAUAAAUUGUUUGAAGUUUAGCUUUUUUGGACUCGGUUAUAUAAUUUGGGGUUUUGAUGUGAUACAAACAAAAAGAAGCUUAUUAUGUAUGAGAACUAACAGUAAAAGUAGUGGUUUAUAAAUUAAGAACAUUUUCCCUUCCUGAAAAAGUAAAUAUCUACUCCAAUGAACUGAUGACACCCAAGUUAUGAAAUAGAUUUUAAUUUAAUUUCUUAUUGCUUAAUUAGUGAAAAUAUGAGCAACGGAAAUUCUGUAUUUUACACAUUAAUAUAUUAAGUUAUUAGCAAGAUCUAAUUCAACUAAGUUAGUUUGUAAGUUGAAAUAAAUUGAUGCAGCGAAAA
Messenger RNA from Harmonia axyridis, 9755 nucleotides. It is a transcript of the gene hyd, whose product is annotated as E3 ubiquitin-protein ligase UBR5. Gene Ontology annotation, biological process: DNA damage response; protein polyubiquitination; regulation of double-strand break repair. The transcript is spliced from 39 exons. Gene Ontology annotation, cellular component: nucleus. Lineage: Eukaryota; Metazoa; Arthropoda; Insecta; Coleoptera; Coccinellidae. Gene Ontology annotation, molecular function: zinc ion binding; ubiquitin binding; RNA binding. The coding region runs from base 132 to 8996 and encodes 2954 amino acids. The record is from RefSeq and is a predicted model, not a curated record.